Messenger RNA from Gaeumannomyces tritici R3-111a-1, 2619 nucleotides. RefSeq lists its product as hypothetical. Gene Ontology annotation, cellular component: nucleus; cytosol. The record is from RefSeq and is a predicted model, not a curated record. Gene Ontology annotation, biological process: glycoprotein catabolic process; protein deglycosylation; carbohydrate metabolic process. The coding region runs from base 207 to 2531 and encodes 774 amino acids. The transcript is spliced from 4 exons. Gene Ontology annotation, molecular function: carbohydrate binding; peptide-N4-(N-acetyl-beta-glucosaminyl)asparagine amidase activity. Lineage: Eukaryota; Fungi; Ascomycota; Sordariomycetes; Magnaporthales; Magnaporthaceae.
UGCAGGAAGCUAGACCAUGUCGCAGUCUGCCGGGCUCCACGCGCCUCUCAUGUCGGUUGCACGACCCCGACGCCAUGCCCUGCACAGUUGGCAGCUACCAUGAAAAGAAACGCCCAAGACCUCCAUCUCAAGCUCCGAUUCCUGCUUCCCGGCUCUUUCUUUCAGCAUCUUACGCUCCGCUCCGUAACGUCUGAUCCAAAGUCGAGAUGCUAUCCCGGAUUUUCCUGGCUGUGGCAUUGGCGCAAGCUUCCGCCGCCCAGCCAGACGACUUUACCAAAUAUGUCCGAACCGAUACUGGUUCCGUCAAUGGGGGCAAUACGUUUCCCGGCGUGUCCUGGCCCCUAGGAAUGGUGAAGCUGGGCCCGGACCUCCACACCAGUUCCGACAGCUACUCGGGCUACCAGCCCAAUGGGGACUUCACUGGCUUCUCCAUGCUGCACGAAUCCGGCACGGGCGGUGCCCCCAAGUACGGAGUGGUAUCGCAGAUGCCCAUCGUUGGUGAUAUCGAAAACCCCCUGUCCAACAUGACCACUACUAGGGCCGCCUCGGACAUGACCGAGGUCGGCUAUUACCGCAGCACUCUGGCAUCUGGAGUUACCGUCGAGCUUGGGGGCACCCGCAAGUCCGGCUUUUACAAAUACACCUUUGCAGCGGCUGGAUCCAACAACGUGAUCGUCGAUGUUUCCCACGUGCUUCCCUCCUUUCGAGGCCAGGGUCUGGGCCAGCACUACCUCGGCGGGCGUAUCCAAGUUUCCCAGGACAAUUCUGGGCUUCCUUCUUACAGAGGAUACGGCAUAUACGAUAAUGGUUGGAACCGAGCCGGCCCAUGGCGCAUCUUCUUCUGCGGCCACUUUGACAAGAGGGCUACGUGGAAAACCUUCCUGAGCGAUGGAUUGACUGGCGACACUCUUGUAGAGUUUGGUAAUAUUGAUACCUACGAAUCCUCCACGGCCAGGCUGGGCGCAGUCUUUUCCUUUCCCGACUCGGAGGUCAGCUCCAGGGUCGGCGUCUCCUUCAUCUCUGAGGCUCAAGCCUGCGCCAACGUGCAGAGCCAAAUCCCUAAAGGGACUGAGCUUGGAACUCUUGUCAUCGCCACACGGAGCGCUUGGAACUCUGAAGUUCUCUCCAAGGUGACCACGACGGAUACCAACGACACCAUGAAGACCCAGCUUUACACCGCGCUAUACUUUAUGAACCUGCUGCCGACAAACAAGACUGGGGAAAAUCCUCUAUGGCAAUCGGACGAACCCUAUUACGACGAUAUUUUCACCUUUUGGGAUACGUUCCGGUGCACAACGUCUCUCCUGCACAUCCUCCAACCCACGGUCUACGAAGAGUUCAUCCGUUCUCUCAUCGAUGUCUGGCGACAUGAGGGGUAUGUAAGCGAUGCCAGGUCAUCCAACUGGAAUGGGGCUGUGCAAGGCGGCUCCAACAGCGACAACGUGCUGGCCGAUGCCUACGUCAAAGGUGUCCGCGGUGCCGUAAACUGGAGUGAUGGAUUUGAGGCAAUGCGCAAGAAUGCCGAAGUCACACCGGCCAAGACGGACGGCGACGGGCGUGAUCCUUCAGGGCAGGUUAAAGAGGGCCGCGGUGCGCUCCCAGACUGGAUGGAGCACGGUUUUAUCACGCCCCGCUACACCCGGUCUGUCAGCCGCGCCGUCGAGUACGCCGCCAACGACUUUGCGCUGUAUCAAGUCGCCUCGGGGCUUGGCCGCACCGCAGACGCAAACAAGUACCUUGGGCGUUCGCGCCAGUGGCGCAACCAAUGGAACCCCAACAUGACGGCGCUCGGGCACUCUGGGUUCCUCGGCCCGCGCUCUCUCGAUGGCUUCAUUGACCAGGACCCGGUCAGCUGCGGUGGCUGUUAUUGGGGCGACUACUACUACCAGGCGCUUCCCUGGGAAUACUCCUUCAACGCGCACCACGACGUUGCGACCAUUGUGGCCCUGGUUGGCGGGGCCGGUGCCUUCGUCGACCGGCUAGAGAAGCUCUUUACACCCGGUCUGUACGGCGGCAACGGGCAAUUCGGCAACACCAUGUUCAACCCGGGCAACGAGCCCAGCUUCGGGUCCCCGUAUCUGUACAACUUCGUCGGCCGCCAGUACCUCUCGGUGCGUCGCAGCCGUUUCGUCGCCAAGUCCUACUACAGCCCCACCCCGGCCGACCUGCCGGGCAACAGCGACGCCGGGGCAAUGGAGUCGUGGCUGCUGUGGAACAUGGUCGGUCUGUAUCCGCUCACGGGGCAGACGACGUUCCUUGUCGGGUCGCCCUGGUUCCGGGACCUGACCCUCAGCCUCGGAGGGGGCGCCGAGCUCCGCAUCACGGCGACGAGCGGCUCCGAGGCCGACUUUUACGUGCAGUCGCUCAAGGUCAACGGCGAGGAGUGGGACAAGCCCUGGGUUACAUGGUCGGACGUUUUCGCCCGCGGAGGGACCAUGCAGUUCGUCCUCGGCCCAAACCCAAAGGGGUGGGACACGGGGCCUGCCCCUCCAAGCCCCGCUAGCAACGACAGGCUGUCCGCCCAGAGGUAAUGAGGUGAGCAGCCAGGCUUGGCCAGGAGUCGAGAGAAGCUGGGAUGGGAGCCUGCAGAUAGUAAAUGAAAGCCCGUUUCAGCUUCUC